Onychomys torridus (southern grasshopper mouse) is the source of this 801-nucleotide messenger RNA. RefSeq names its product IQ domain-containing protein F5-like. Gene Ontology annotation, molecular function: calmodulin binding. The record is from RefSeq and is a predicted model, not a curated record. The coding region runs from base 1 to 801 and encodes 266 amino acids. Lineage: Eukaryota; Metazoa; Chordata; Mammalia; Rodentia; Cricetidae. The transcript has a single exon.
AUGACAGAAGAAACUCGCGCCAUGACAGAAAAAACUCCCGCCAUGACAGAAAAAACUCCCGCCAUGACAGAAAAAACUCCCGCCAUGACAGAAAAAACUCGCGCCAUGACAGAAAAAACUCGCGCCAUGACAGAAAAAACUCCCGCCAUGACAGAAAAAACUCCCGCCAUGACGGAAAAAACUCGCGCCAUGACAGAAAAAACUCCCGCCAUGACAGAAAAAACUCCCGCCAUGACGGAAAAAACUCGCGCCAUGACAGAAAAAACUCCCGCCAUGACGGAAAAAACUCCCGCCAUGACGGAAAAAACUCCCGCCAUGACAGAAAAAACUCCCGCCAUGACAGAAAAAACUCCCGCCAUGACAGAAAAAACUCGCGCCAUGACAAAAACAUCUGCAGCUGUGCUCAUUCAAGCAUGGUGGCGUGGCACACUGCUGCGACGCUCGCUGCUGGAGGCUGCCCUCAACGCGUGGAUCAUUCAGUCCUGGUGGAGAAAGAUGCUGGCGAAGCUGUGGGAGAGGAGACGGCGAGCGGCUCUGGAGAUGUAUGCUAAAAAAACAUGGGCAACUGUCAAACUUCAGUCCUGGUACCGGAUGUGGCGCAUCCGCCAACGGUACUGUCGUUUGCUAAAUGCUGUCCGUAUCAUCCAGGUUUAUUGGCGUUGGCAUAGUUGCCACACUCGUGGCUUUAUCCAGGGCAACUAUGAAAUCAAAGAAAAUCAACUGAAUAUUCAACUUGAAAUUUCCCUGGGCUCACAGGCUUGCAAAGUGCAGCAGUGUAUAACCCUACCAAUAAAAGAGUGA